This is a messenger RNA of Zootermopsis nevadensis, 2555 nucleotides long. RefSeq names its product polycystin-2. Gene Ontology annotation, biological process: detection of mechanical stimulus. The record is from RefSeq and is a predicted model, not a curated record. Gene Ontology annotation, molecular function: calcium ion binding; calcium channel activity. NCBI's taxonomy places the organism in Eukaryota, Metazoa, Arthropoda, Insecta, Blattodea, Termopsidae. Gene Ontology annotation, cellular component: membrane.
AUAAACAACAAAGAUUUGUUGUGAUGCAGUCAGAAGCAUUUGUGUUUUGAUAGGAAAUAAACCGGAAAAGUCUAGAUUAACAACAAUAAUUUUGAGUACAACGGAUUCUACUGCACAAAAACAAGAAUAUCCAGCUGAUGACAUUCAAUAUCACGAUAUGGAACGUGAUUGUGAACAGGGUAUUUUUAAUAAUACAUCUCCAAGUGACCAAGGAAGCAACCAAUCUGACUCUGACAACAGAGAAGGCCACAGAUCAAAAUCUUCUGGUAAAAGUCAAAAGGGUUAUUUGCAAGGAAUGAAGCAGAAGGUACUUGCAUAUAUAAAAACUAACAAGAAAGGGAUCAAAGUGAAUUACAUAGAAUUCAUCAUAUACACAAUCUUCCUGCUCAUAGUGACAAUAGGAACAUUUGGGCAGAUAAACAACAUGAGGUAUUGGUACACAAAACUUGUAGAUGAUUUGUUUGUGAAAAGUCCGUUUGAAGAAGGUAUUGAAGAAAUAAACUUCAAAGACUUAUCACGCGUAACUCAUUUCUGGAAGUUUGCAGAGACUGUAAUGAUUGACGGUUUAUACUGGAACUUCGAAGAUGAUACGCAACAACCAGUUGGAUAUAUGUUGCAAGAUAGUAAGCUAAUUGGAGUACCACGCCUACGACAGGUAAAAGUGAGAAGUGAUUCAUGCAUAGUACCUGAAGCAUUCCAGCGAUUAUACACAACAUGUUAUGAUUUAUAUUCAUCUGGAAAAGAAGAUAAAGAACCAUUUGGGCCAGGAAUCGGAACAGCCUGGACUUAUUCCACUGAAAAAAAACUGCAUGGUUCCAGUCAUUCAGGAAUAUUCUCAACGUAUGGUGGUGGAGGAUAUUAUGAAGAUCUGUCACUCGACCGUAGUGAAACCAUUGAGAAAUUGCUUACCUUGAAGAAUAAUCGGUGGAUUACAAGAGGAACACGUGCCAUUUUCCUUGACUUUACUGUCUAUAAUUCAAAUAUUAAUAUAUUCUUAACUGUGAAGCUUGUUUUUGAGAAACCACCAGUAGGAGGAAUGAUUACAUCAUCCCUCCGCAGGAUAGUGAAGCUCCAUCAUUAUGUGACUGGAUUUGACUACGUUAUUGCAGUCUGUGAAUGCAUGUUCGUAGUGUUCACAGUUUUCUACACCAUAGAAGAGAUAGUGGAAAUUGUGGUUUUAAAGCACAAAUACCUACACUCUUUAUGGAAUUUUUUGGAUCAGAUCAUUCUUGUGUUGGCCUAUGCUAUUAUAUGCUUCAGACUCUAUAGCUAUAAGGUUAUUGAACCACAAAUAAUUCAAGUUAUUGGUGAGGAGAAGUUUACAGACUUUGACUCCAUUGGUUUGUAUCAAGUCACGUACAACACUACAACUGCUGUCCUGGCAUGUCUAACGUUGUUCAAGGUUUUCAAAUACACCCGUUUCUAUGACACCAUGUCCCAAUUCAGCAUGACGCUUGCCAGGUGUUCCACGGAGAUUGCUGCAUUUUUAUGUAUGUUCCUCAUUAUUUUUAUCAUAUUCGCUCAGCUGGGUUACCUACUGUUUGGAUCACAGGUUAAAGAUUUCCGAACACUUCCGACAACUGUCUCAACACUUUCAAGAGCAACUAUUGGAGAUUUUGACUUUCUUGCAGUUGAAGAAGCCAGUCCCAUUCUAGCACGAUUUUUUUACAUUUCAUUUGUCUUCUUGGUGUUCUUUAUAUUGUUGAACGUGUUCCUGGCAAUCAUUACCGAUUCAUAUGCAGGUGUGAGAUCUCUAGAACCAACACUGAAAUCAUUUAUAGGGUCAGACAUACAUCAUGGUUUGAACAACUUGACGUCACAAUUGGGAUAUGAAAGGAAGAAUCACAGUGAAGAUGAUAAUAAAGAUAAUGACAAAUAUACAUAUAAAGAAAUUAAGAAAUUUUUGUUGAAGAAAAAUGUCAUCGAUGUGGAGGAUGACUUAUUUCUCAAUAUAUAUGACACUGACGAAGAGAAUAAACAAAACAAGAAAUAAGAAGGAUGUCAACUGACUUGAAAAGAAGUGUGCCAGGGAUUACCCUAACACAGUGGAAUUUGCCGGUUGCACACACAAACUGCUGCCAUGACAAUAGACUGGGUCCCCUUGUCAGUGUGCUAUGGGUAGCCAUAACCAAAGGGUUAUGGCUAAUUAAGUGAAGAUCAACCAAUUAUCUUUGUGAAUGUGACCGAACGGCCAUGCAAAGCUGCCCUUGGUCCCACCUGUCUACCUUUUACAUCCACUGUUUGGGACUGCUGUCAUGAAACUCUGAAAACGACUUCUGUGCAGGCUUUCACCCCACAUACUGCAUGGAAAUUGUAAUUUGUCUUUGUUCAUCAAAAUUUGGUUUGGCUUUGGGGUGUUAGCCCUGUGCAGGUGGUCCGCCGGGUGGGGGGGGGACGUCUGCUGCGGUAAGUUGUUAUUCGUUUACAAAGUUGUGGCUCUAUUGCGCUAUACAGCGGACGUCACUCCGGUGUUUAUUUUGUGUUAUUUUUAUAUUGUUUAUUUUUUACCUGCUUGUUAUUCUAACAUUUAAUUACAUACAUUGUGUUCUUUGUGC